GAGCAGACAAUGGCCUGCAUGGGGACGUUUAAUAGGAUAGCGGGCAUUAGCGCUAAGACGCUCCCGGCAUCCAGGUUUGCCAAAUCCACUGUGUGGCACUCUGGGAGGUUCACAGUGGUCGGCGGAAUUUUGUGGCCUUUUUUCAGCACCUUUUUGGAAGCCGAAUAAGAUAAGAACAUCCUCGUCUUUCCGUCAGCUCGCCGCUUUCCUUCCCCUACUCCCCCGGUAAAGACUCGGAACCCGCUGCAACCAUGGUGGUGAUGAAGGUGAAGUUCCCCUUUCAGAAAAGGGUGAAGCUCGCCCAGGGACUGUGGCUCCUCUCCUGGUGUGCCACGGUGGCUGGGGCCAUCACCUUCACCCUGGGGUGCAUCCUCAAGACUGAACUCCGCAGGAGGGCAGAGGUAAUGGACAAUGCCGACAUCCACAUCGUGCCCAACACCCUCAUGAUCGUCGGUCUGGCCUCGUUGGGGAUCAACUACUUUGCGUCAAAGAUCUGUCAAGACGCUCUGGACGCUGGGCGGUUUCCUCGCUGGAAGAACUUGCUGAAGCCCUACUUUGCCGUGUCUUGUUUCUUCACCGUCCUCAUGCUGCUGGGGGUCAUCAUGAGCUACGCCAUGAAGGGCAGUCUGGAGUCUUCUCUGAAGGUCGGCCUGAGGAACGGCAUCCGCUUCUACAAAGACACGGACACUCCGGGCCGCUGCUUCCAGAAGCAGAACAUCGAUCGGCUGCAGAUGGAGUUCCAGUGCUGCGGGAACAACGACCACAGGGACUGGUUUGAAGUGCAGUGGAUCAGCAAUCGUUAUCUGGAUUUCAGUUCCAAGGAAGUCAAAGAUCGCGUCAAGAGCAACGUGGAUGGACGCUACCUGGUCGAUGGCGUCCCAUUCAGUUGCUGCAACCCCAGUUCUCCUCGCCCGUGCAUCCAGUAUCAGCUCACCAACAAUUCAGCUCACUAUAACUAUGAGUACCAGACAGAGGAGCUCAACAUCUACCUGCGGGGCUGCAGGGAGGCUCUGGUCAACUAUUACAUGGGCCUGAUGAACACCAUCGGGGCCGGGGUGCUCUCGGUCUUCCUACUCCAGGGUUCGGUACUGGUGAGCUUGCGCUUCCUGCAGACCUCCAUGGAAGCGGUGGCCGGGAAGGAGAACACGGAAAUCGAGACGGAGGGAUACUUGCUGGAGAAAGGCGUGAAAGACACCUUCAUGGAGUACUUUGACCCAGUGCUCAAGUUCCUGCUGCUUAAGAACCAGGUGCAGGAGGGCACGAGCGCCGACGCUGCGGCUGCCACUUAAACACCGCGGAUGUGUGGAUGACAUCUUCUCCCUACCGGAAGACAUCUUUUCCAGGACCUUCUAUUCUAUGUAUGUUUUUAAAUCGUUAGCUUAAAUGGAAAUCCCAUGGUUGUAACGAAUAGAAUGCAAUCAAUACGAUUAGAUAAGAUUUGGUCUUUUCUUGAUUGAUGAUUUCAUCCUGGAUAUUGGAGGAAAAAAAAUGUUGUUCAAUUUCUGCUACACCAAGUACAGGAACUUUGAAACUCCAAUAACAAGCAUCAACUUUGGUGUCCUCCGCCAUCACAUGCGUUAAUUGGCUUCGGAAGCACCGCAUGAAACCACAGGGCCAAAUGACUCCCCGUGAAUAAAACGUCACGAUGUCCUGAUUUCUAAACGUCACGCGGUGUCCAAUCAUCACAACCGUUAUCACUGACAUGAAACUCCAAUAACAAGCAUCAACUUUGGUGUCCUGCGCCAUCACACGCGUUAAUUGGCUUCGGAAGCACCGCAUGAAACCACAAGGGCCAAAUGACUCCCCGUGAAUAAAACGUCACGAUGUCCUGAUUUCUAAACGUCACGCGGUGUCCAAUCAUCACAACCGUUAUCACUGAUAUGAAUGUUUUCAGAGUGCAAGGUUUUAUUUGCCACUGUUUUUUCAUGAAUUUAUUUAUUUUGCAUGUUUUUUUCUUUAUGAUGUGGUGAUUGAACACAGCAAACAAAAAAAACUCAGGUUUUUAGUCAGCAGGUUCGGAGAACAUGUCGUAUACUUUUCGCACAUAGCGUGCAAAUUAGCAAAAUUUGAAUUGAAAAAAAAUUCUUAAUCAAUUGUCAUCAUUACUCACAUCCCUCAGAUUUAUUUGUUGUCAUACAAAAACAUAAAAAAACUACUAGUUUAUUAGAGUGUUCUUGUGUUAAUAUUUGAAGGUUCUAAUUGCCUUAUGUAGUAGACUCACUUAGUGCUGUUUUGUUCUUUAAUAAAUGUAAUACUCUGUUAACAGUUUUUUUUCCAAACAUGUCACCCACCAUCGCAGUUGCUCCAAGACAGUCAUCUUAAUCCCCGCCAGUCUCACUCCGAUUCAGAUUAAGACGGACAUCAGUAAUACGCUGAAAUCCAUUAACAGUGUCCUCUAUUGGGACACCUUUGUUAAAGCUGUUAAGCUCAGGUGUUAAUACGCAACCUGCUGGAGCUGCAGUCUCCUGGGGAAGGUGCAUGUAUGGAAGGAGCAGGGCUUCCCACAGGUGUUCGUCUAGUUUAUUUUCUUAUGAAGAGAAACAAAACAUCUGUUUCGUGGGAUAUGCAGAAAUUGAACACAAGCUGCAUUGUACAGUGUAAUGCAUUAAAAAUGGCAAUUGAGUGAAAUUUUAUUAAAAAUUAUUU
Messenger RNA from Doryrhamphus excisus (bluestripe pipefish), 2646 nucleotides. RefSeq names its product retinal outer segment membrane protein 1a (gene rom1a). Gene Ontology annotation, cellular component: plasma membrane. Lineage: Eukaryota; Metazoa; Chordata; Actinopteri; Syngnathiformes; Syngnathidae. The record is from RefSeq and is a predicted model, not a curated record. Gene Ontology annotation, biological process: visual perception.